CUGCCAUAAAUCCCACUGAAGAAGAAGAAGAAGAAGCAGAAGCAGAAGCUCGCCAAGCAGAAAUUGAUAGCAUAAAAUGAUACUUGCAGCUUCCUAAAUGCACAUGUACAAUGGAAUCUCCCGAUGUGACAUUCACUUUGGCUUAUAUAGUGUUUACGUUUUGUUUCGUGUUCACCCCAAACGAGUUUCGGUCGGCGGGUUUGACCGUCCAGAACCUGUUCUCCUCCUGGCUGGGCAGUGAGGACAUUGGCUUCAUUCAGUACCACGUUAAGAGGAGCAGUCUUACCCUUCUGGUCCAUUCUUCAAUACCCCUUGGGUACUAUGCUGGGAUGUGCAUAGCUGCUCCAGAGAAGAACCUCCCAUACAUCAAUCAGGUGAGCGCCGGCUGGCAGGCCUUCCUCGGCCUGUCGCUCUGUCUGCAGCUGCUAAGCGUGGGGCUGAUCUUCUACUGGUCGCGCCGCCGCUGGUCCAACCAUCCAAUCAGCAGGGCUCUGCAGGUCCACACUGGUCCCCAGUGGGCGGGAUGGGGUGCCGUGGCAACAAGCAUCAACACAGAGUUCAGAAGGAUUGACAAGUUUGCCUCGGGAGCUCCCGGAGCAAGGGUCAUUGUGACGGACACCUGGGUGAUGAAGGUGACAACAUAUUACGUCCAUGUGGCCCAACAGACCGACACCCACCUCACGGUGACGGAGUCCAGACAGCACCAGAUGAGCCCAGAUUCAGGGACCCCCACUCAGACCCUGACCCUUAGAGUGGCCAGCAUCAACCAAGCUGUGAAUCCGUUUGAUAUCAGGUUGAUGUCCACAGAGUACAGCGAGCUGAGGGAGAAGCUGCACGCUCCGAUCAGAAGUGCUGCCAACGUAGUGAUACACCAGACCAUCAGCGACCGCUUCUUAGACACCUUCAGAGCUCAGGCUGACCUCAACCAGCCCUACCUGCUCCCCAGUGAGAUGGAGGUAGAGCUCUGUAUUGGCUGUAUGCAGGUCCCUGCUGGAGCUAAGCUGAUCAGGCUCUGCUGUGAAGAAGGUUAUGACAGCGGCUCUGAGUGCCGGCAGUGCUUCUGCAGACCCAUGUGGUGCCUGUCCUGUCUGGGCCGCUGGUUCUCCAGCCGCCAGGACCAGGACCGGCCGGAAACCUGGCUGGCCAGCAGCGUGCCAUGCCCCACCUGCAGGUCCAAGUUCUGCAUCCUUGAUGUGUGUCUGGUCCGCUGACCCAGCCCCCUGCUGAGCGGGGAGGGGCCGCUCACCUGUUCAGCUCCCAGCUGAGAGAGGGGAGGGGCCGCUCACCAGCUCAGCCCCCCGCUGAGAGAGGGGAGGGGCCGCUCACCUGCAGACGUGUUGGUUGUGGAUGUUUUAUGCAUUUUCUCUUCACCGAAUGGAACUUAAACAGUGGAGCUUCAAAAUGGUUUCUAGAAAACUAAACAUUGAGCUCUACAAUAAGUACUGUAGUACUGCACAGUAGUGUACUGUAGUACUAUACAGCUUGGUGUGUAUUAUCUCUAUAUAACCAUUUGUGGAGAGAUGAGUACAUGAAAUAUAAUUGCAAUCAUUAUUUAUGUGUCUACAAUUGUAUAUUCACAAUGUUUAGACUUUAUAUACAGUGUUAUUUUGAUACGGUUCAAUGCAUGGCUGAACAAUGCUCAAUGCAGGGGAUACAAUUAAAUUAAAACCUGAUUCUGUUAUUUGUAUUGGAUGCAUCUUUUUAUGUACAUUAAAACAAUGCUUCAGAAUGGAGAA
Messenger RNA from Gadus macrocephalus (Pacific cod), 1736 nucleotides. RefSeq names its product transmembrane protein 129, E3 ubiquitin protein ligase (gene tmem129). The transcript has 7 exons. The record is from RefSeq and is a predicted model, not a curated record. Gene Ontology annotation, biological process: protein ubiquitination. NCBI's taxonomy places the organism in Eukaryota, Metazoa, Chordata, Actinopteri, Gadiformes, Gadidae. The coding region runs from base 111 to 1211 and encodes 366 amino acids. Gene Ontology annotation, cellular component: membrane; endoplasmic reticulum. Gene Ontology annotation, molecular function: ubiquitin protein ligase activity.